Molecule: messenger RNA, 492 nt
Organism: Rhizophagus irregularis DAOM 181602=DAOM 197198
Lineage: Eukaryota; Fungi; Glomeromycota; Glomeromycetes; Glomerales; Glomeraceae
Source: RefSeq, a predicted model, not a curated record
AUGGAUGUGAAUACUGAAACUCAAGUAAAUCAAUCUGAAGAGGUGGAUAUAGAUGAUGAACUUAUAGUGCAAGAGGUAGUAGGUGCAGUUACUAUUUUAGAUGAUAAACAUACCUUAAAUCAACCGAAUUACCAUUAUACAACUGUACUUUAUCCUGGCUGUGAAGACUAUGAAUCUUUAUUAAAUAUAACAGCUCCACUUUAUCGUGAUUUAAAAAAUUUAAAAGAUCAGGGAUUAUUAAUUAAUAAUAUAAAAUGGAAUUUUCAAUUAUAUUUCUCAUUUAAUUGGAAAUUCUUAGCAAUUUGUUUAGGUUUUAAUGGUGUUCACAGUAAGAAUUUCUGUCCCUGGUGUACAAUCAGCAAAUCACAACAAGGAGAUCUAUUUAAAAAAUGGAAUAUUAAUAAAGAAAUGGGUAAAUUAGUUGAAAAAAGUAAUUAUUAUAAAGGUCAUUCACGAAAACCACUUUUUGAUAUGAUACCUCUUGAUCACUGA